This is a messenger RNA of Cetraspora pellucida, 126 nucleotides long. NCBI's taxonomy places the organism in Eukaryota, Fungi, Glomeromycota, Glomeromycetes, Diversisporales, Gigasporaceae. The record is from the annotation of a GenBank genome assembly.
UGUAGUUUCUAAGAAUAAUAACCCUGAUGUGGACAUAAAAAAUUCAAACAUCAAACAGGGCUUAAAAGACUAUAUUGAUGCUGGCCAUUCAAAAAUAUCAUUCUUGAUAUAUAGUAUAAUUGGCUG